UUUUUUACACUGAUUGCUUUUACACCCAUAAAGGCUGUAAAAGCAAUCAUUUCUUUUCUCUCUGGCUGCAUUCUUGCAGCCAUUGAGAAAUACUGUGUGAACUGUGAUUGGUCACAGCUUGUCACAUGGUACAAGGCUGUUGUGAAUAACUUUGUACCAUGUGAUCUCUGUGAUCAUUCACAGAUUGCACACGUAGUAAGCAAUGAUGUCACAAGUGACAUCUUGCUUACUACUUUGCAUGUGAUCACUGAUUGGCCAAUCAGUGAUCACAUGAUCGGGACCUCGUACAGAGGUCCCGUCCGACGAUCGGUG
Messenger RNA from Staurois parvus, 312 nucleotides. The record is from the annotation of a GenBank genome assembly. Lineage: Eukaryota; Metazoa; Chordata; Amphibia; Anura; Ranidae.